This is a messenger RNA of Lutra lutra (Eurasian river otter), 923 nucleotides long. Its product is annotated as NKG2-C type II integral membrane protein-like. The transcript is spliced from 7 exons. The record is from RefSeq and is a predicted model, not a curated record. Gene Ontology annotation, biological process: positive regulation of natural killer cell mediated cytotoxicity; stimulatory C-type lectin receptor signaling pathway. Bases 330 to 923 code for a protein of 197 amino acids. Lineage: Eukaryota; Metazoa; Chordata; Mammalia; Carnivora; Mustelidae.
UUGACUUUAAGCUAAUGAGGGCAUCAUUCUUUGUGAGUUUCUUUAUUCCUCACUAAUUUGUUGCUUUUCAUGGCUACAAUCAAUAAUAUUGCAGAAACAUAAAAUAACACUUUAAAAAUCACUUAUUCUCUGAUGAAACACUUAAUUCAAGCUCUGAGGAAAUCAGAACCAGAAUUUUACAUCAUUCAACUGCAAAGGAGUGUUACCACUUAUCUAACACUCCUCCCAGUGUGACUCUAGCAGGGCUCUUGUCAUUACCUACACCGUUUGUCAACUACAUCAGUCCAGUUUUCAUACAGCACAGGCCCUGAGAUCUCUCAGCUGCUGAGAUGAAUAACCAAAGAGAAAACCUCUCAGAACCAAAUCUGGUUAAGGACUCAAGAAGACAACAGUCAAAAGAAAAGCUCAUUGCUGGGAUUUUGGGAAUCACCUGCCUUGUCUUGGCCUAUAUUGUAGCAAGAAUGAUAAGUUCUCUUCCCUGUAGUGGAACACCACAGCAGAACAAUUCGUACCCUGUUACAAGAAUCCAGAAAUUUGAUCCAUGUGGUCAUUGUCCAAAAGAGUGGAUAACAUAUUCCAACAAUUGUUAUUACAUUAGCACUGAAAGAAAAUCAUGGAAUGAGAGUUUGUUGUCCUGUGCACCCCUGUCCUAUGUUUCUAAGAACUCUACCCUGCUCUACAUAGAGAAUGAAGAAGAAAUGGGUUUGCUCGGCCUCUUCACUUGUUCUUCAUGGAUUAGUAGAGUUUCCCAGAAUAUCAAUAUUAAUUCACCUCUGUGUCCAAAAGCCUUGGCCUUCUUUCCGUCAUCAGUUUUUUCAGCAAGUGACAAGAAUUGUUCAUUUUUCAGCUUUGACUCAAACAUAAGAUCUUUUGAAAACUGUUUAGAUCUAAAAAUAUAUGUUUGUAAGCAUUGGGCAUUUUAG